AACCAUGGCCUACAAGCUGGCGAUGCUCCUGGGCCUGACCGCCCUCCUGACGGUUCUGAUGGUGGACCCGGCAGACUCGGCCUGCUGCCGCGCUACUAAGAGGAAGUGCAGCGGCUGGUUUUGGAACCACCGGUGCACCGGUCGCUGUUACGAUGGGACUCAGGGAACGCCCUACUGUGGAUACGGGCCCUGCAACUGGUUCGGGUGUAACUGCCGUGGGGGCUGCAGGCACAGCAAGAGGGAUGUGGCGGAGGAAGCCCUCGGCCUCCUGGAGCUGCUGCGCGGGGAACAGGAGGACAUCGCUCCGGAAGAGGGCGCCAUGGAUGGCCGCGAGUUCGCGGACACCGCCUCGGAGGAGAGCGCCCUGGCCGGCCGCGGGUUUGGCGACCACGACACGGACCAGGACAUGAAGCUGUCCAAGCAGGAGGCUCUGGGGAUGCUGGAGGCUCUGGGGGAAGUGGACGUCGCCAAUCUGCCCGCUGAUUGGUUCGAAUCCAUGGACACCAACGGCAACGGGUUCAUCGACCCUGAGGAGUAUGACGAGGACGAGGCCAAAACCCAUCAGUAAGAGCGGAGGACCCCGGAAUGACGAUGGUCCCACCGCGUCCUGGACUUCCAGCCGGGACUGCAGAUCAGCCGCAUAGAGUUUAGCUGCUUUUGCCUCAUUUAACCAUGACAAGGCUCGUGAGGGGAUAUCAGAGGUCAACAUUUCAGGUGGUAAAAGAAAAAAAAAACAGCAUCCUCGUAUCUUUUCAAGGAUUGCUCUCUGAUACCCCACUCACAGCCUGUACCAUAGAUAACAGGGUUCCUACAUCAACUAUAUCUAAAAUUUCACGUCUUUAGAUGGUAAAACUUUAACCUGAUUAAAUUGCAAGUGUUUCCUUUUUAUUUAGUCAUUACAACUUCUUUAAAUUAUACCAACGGAAAAGUUUUUAAUACCCCACCGUUUGCUAUAACCGAAGGAACCCAGAGAUCAGCUCUUGCCGCUCUAUGUAACCAAGUUUUAUGGCAAUAAAACAUACAUGAUGAGAAA
Messenger RNA from Branchiostoma floridae (Florida lancelet), 1033 nucleotides. RefSeq lists its product as uncharacterized. The coding region runs from base 5 to 568 and encodes 187 amino acids. NCBI's taxonomy places the organism in Eukaryota, Metazoa, Chordata, Leptocardii, Amphioxiformes, Branchiostomatidae. The record is from RefSeq and is a predicted model, not a curated record. Gene Ontology annotation, molecular function: calcium ion binding. The transcript is spliced from 4 exons.